CAAAUCAUUUAAACAAAUCAAACAUCCAACAGGCACCCCACCCCCAGACCUAGCGACAACAUGGAAACCUAUCUGACGGAGAUCAAACAAUUGCGCAUACCACGCCCGAAAUUCGAGCCCAACAGUUGCCAUCAGCAGCACCAACAUGCGGUGGUUAGCUCGUCCUCAUCCUCGACCACGCCCACCCAGCCACCACCGCCCCUGCACCACCGGCAGUGGCGGCACUUUGUGCGACCCUUUACGCCGCCCCGCGAUUACCAUUUGCCGAUGGUGGCCGAGGGUUCCAUUCACGACAAGAUGUGAGGAGGGCCGGAUGAAUAUAUACCAUAACCCUAUAUACGAUA
Drosophila bipectinata is the source of this 344-nucleotide messenger RNA. RefSeq lists its product as uncharacterized. The record is from RefSeq and is a predicted model, not a curated record. Lineage: Eukaryota; Metazoa; Arthropoda; Insecta; Diptera; Drosophilidae.